Molecule: messenger RNA, 2130 nt
Organism: Neofelis nebulosa (Clouded leopard)
Lineage: Eukaryota; Metazoa; Chordata; Mammalia; Carnivora; Felidae
Gene: C7H14orf180
Product: chromosome 7 C14orf180 homolog
Exons: 4
Coding region: 863-1663 (266 amino acids)
Source: RefSeq, a predicted model, not a curated record
CCACCAUUGUACGGGGGCCUGGAACUCGGGCUGGGUGACCCCCUGGGUCUCACUGUGGCCAGGGCUGGGGUCCACCUGCUCCCAUGUGCCUGGGGCUCUCCAGGCCAAGGUCGGCCAUUCCAGAGCACCCCACUGCACCCGGCAGGCACCCGGCCAUCACCCUGAGCUGCUGUUGCCCCACGUCCUAAUGUGCAGAGACUUGGGGGAGGGUCCUUGGGGACUGUCAGGACAGCUCCCGCUCCCCAUGCCCCCGACCCCAGGCAGGAGAGCCCAGUGAGCGAGAGGCCGGCCCCGGGGGCGUCCCCAGGGGUUCUCCCCUUGCUCACAUCAGAAGUGUGUGUUAUCUGGGGAUCUGCCAGCCUGUUCCGCGCUGUGAGUGCUGGGCUGGGGGCGGCCAGCCGGGCCCGGGAGCCCCCGCCCUCCCGCGGGGAGGCCGGCCUCAGGGUGUCUGUGGCCUCCUGUCCGCUUCUCCGGCCGGAAGAAGGUGUGGCUCGCAUCUUGUGCGCUCAGCCCCCCGCCCCCGCCGUUCGGCCACGCCGCUCGGGGGAGGGGGAGGGCACAGGGCACCCACGGCCUCCGAGCCAGCCCCGCUGUGAUGGCCUCCUCGGCGGCCAGACCGUCCAGAGGCCACUGCCCACUGCUGUAAUGGAAACUUCUCAGCGGGCUCGUGAGCUGCGACAGCUCGGGUUCCCGCUCGGCUCCGGGCUCCGAUCAGCCGCGGGUGGGGGGCCAGGCAGGUGGGCGAGUCACCCGGAGGUGCGGCGCCUGCAGGAGCCCAGGACCAUGCUCCGAUAAAUGAGGACUGCAGGGCAGACCUUGAGCCCCGACUCCCGGCCAGAGACGCGACAUCAGACCAGAAAGAAUGAAGAGGCCGCUCCAAGCUCGCCGCAGCCAGGGGCAGGGAGGACAUCGCCAGCAGGGAGUCCACUACGGCCACCAAGGCGCUCGGCCGGCCCAGGUCCCGCGGCGGCUCCCUGCUCCUGCGGCUGUCCGUGUGUCUCCUGCUGGUGCUCGUGCUGGGUCUGUACUGCGGCCGGGCCGAGCGGGUGACACUGGCCCUCGAGGACCUCCGGGCCCGGCUCCUCGUGCUUGCCCUGCGCCUGAGGCACACGGCCGUCACCUGGUGGCACCGCCUGCUGCAGCUGUGACCGCGGCCAGAUGCUCGCCCCCACCCCCCACGGCCCCCCGUCGUGCAGGGCGGGAGCCCCCGCUGGGGUCUGGCGGCUCCCGGUGGGGGAGGGGGGCCCGGAGCCCUGGCUCUGGAGCAGCAGGCAGCCCACCCAUCCAGUCAGGGCCCCGCUUGUAUGUGUUGGGGUCCACCGUGAGGUUCUACCAGAAAACCGAUUCCUCUGCCUGCUUCGGGCCCCAGAGAGCCCUCACCCCAGUGGGAACUCUCCGUAUCCUUGGGCCAGGCCCGGAGGCGGACGCGUGGGGCCCCUUGAAGAUAGGGACACCGGCCCUGUGCCCGCGAGACCCCUCGGAGGUAAAACUGGACCUUGCUGCUUGGGGCUUGUGGGGCCUGGACCUCAAAACCCCGCGGAGGCACACGGGUCUGGCUGUUGGUGUGGGGCCCGCCCCACCGCGGCCGCGUGCGUGCAGGGCGGGGCCUGGCCUCUCCCCUUGGUGCUGGUGGUGGGGCCCCAGCCUCUGGGCCCAGGUCUGACCCCGAGGCCCCAGGGGCCUUCUCGUGCCCCGGGGGAAACAUGUGCCGCCCGCGACCUCCGCCGUCCACCCGGAGCGGCCGAGAGGCAGCCCGCUCUGCCCGGACCCCCACCGCCUCCGGAGCACGGCGCGUGCGCUCGGACCCCGGGUGGUGCCACACGCCAGCCACAGUGCCUCUGAGUCCCGUGACCCUGUGCAGACACCGUGCCAUCGCUGGUGCUGCGAGGCCGUGGGGACCCGUGUGGUCCGGACCCCCGCCUGGAGGGGGGCCUGGGAAAAGCGGGGAGGCCCGUGGUCAGACACCAGGAGGGACUGCCAGGAAGACGCCAUCUCCCGCAGCAACCCGCAGACAAGUGUCCACGGGACGGCCAGUGCCCUGCCGCUCCUUCCCGGGGUGACGCUCGAAGUGCCUGUCCCCGUUACCAAAGUGGGGACACACUGGUUUUCUAUUAAAACGCACUGCCACCU